Aspergillus tubingensis is the source of this 855-nucleotide messenger RNA. Its product is annotated as serine/threonine-protein kinase DCLK. The record is from RefSeq and is a predicted model, not a curated record. Lineage: Eukaryota; Fungi; Ascomycota; Eurotiomycetes; Eurotiales; Aspergillaceae. The coding region runs from base 1 to 855 and encodes 284 amino acids. The transcript has 4 exons.
AUGUCAUCCCUCGCACCUGGAACUACUCUCCAAGGCACCUCUUGGAACUACCGAAUACUCAACCCCGUAGUGGGAGAUAGCACACAUAGCUCAACUGUCUAUACAGCUGAGGUUAUUCCGCAUGAGAACGCACGACACGCUCCCCAAGCUCCCAAAAGCGCUCUGAUCAAAGCAUCCCCACCCGGCGCCGUAACCGCACUAGAGAACAUGAAGCGAGAGCGACAGGUCUAUCGUCUUCCCGGUGUCACCUCUUCAGCGUGCUUCCGAAAGAUGUACGAUGAGAUAGACAGUAGCACUAUCGCCCUGGAAUGGCUGGACACCACUCUUGCAGAGGUGAAAUACCAGUCUAGCAUGCGUAUCUACUCACUCAUCGUGACUGUCAUGAGAGCAGCAUUGACUAGUUGUGUCGUACUAGAAGGCUACGGAUGUGUGAACAUGGAUAGGCCGUUAGUGGUGCCAUCUGGCAGUCUUCUCAACGCACAACCAUAUGCGAUGCGCGCUCCGGAAGUCUUCCUAGGGCACGCAUGCGCUGAGCCAUCCCAGGUCUGGGCAGUUGCCGCGGUGCUGCUUUGCUGGGGUAAAUCCGGGAGUACUGGGCGUAUGCUGCACUUUGACAAUGUGGAGGGUCAUUCGCUGAAAGCUGCGGUAGAUGCUGCUAGUAGUUCGAGUAAGGAAGUGUCGGAGCUGCAAUUAAUCUCACCGUUGUGUGAGGAAUUGCGAAAGGUGGAUAUGCCCCAGCAAUUUAGGGAUCUUCUGCGAUUGAUGCUGGUGGUUGAUUCGGUUCAGAGACCGUCUGCCUCGUCUGUUUUAGUGUCGGCGGAGUUUAAGGCGUUGGAAGAGCUGGUGAGUAUGUGA